This is a messenger RNA of Pseudomyrmex gracilis, 2052 nucleotides long. RefSeq lists its product as uncharacterized. The annotation marks the transcript as partial. The record is from RefSeq and is a predicted model, not a curated record. Lineage: Eukaryota; Metazoa; Arthropoda; Insecta; Hymenoptera; Formicidae. Gene Ontology annotation, molecular function: metal ion binding. The transcript has 8 exons.
UGUACCUGAACUGCGAAAAUUCUGUUUGUGCAUAAAAAGUAAGCAUUGUCCGACAAGUUGCCACGUACACCAGUCACUGGUCUAUAGUUACAAUUUAAGAUAAUUGACUAUUANUUUUACACGAAAUUCGUUUUUAAUAAAAUGUCGUGUGGUGAAGAACAUUUGUCAGAUAAUACAGAAAACUUCGAACGGUUAUACUCAAUAAACAUCGACGGUAGUAUUCCAUUUUAUGCAUACAGAUCCAAAAACACCGGCAUCACUGUAUGUAUUGCAGAAACACACGGUCCAUUUAUCAAUGGAGAUGUUAAUAUUGUGACAGAAACAUUUGAUAACGAUGGUCUUCCUUACGCGGUGGAGCAUCUUAUUUUCAUGGCCAGCGACGAUUACCGUUACAAUAAUAUUUUGCAAUUAUGGGGUAGUAGAUUCCUAACAGAUAACAUUAAAGGAUUUGCUUUCAAAACUCACACUUGUUUUACUAUGAGAGCAGCUGGUAGCGAAGCAUUUCUUACUUUAAUGCCAACAUAUCUGGACCACAUACUUUACCCUACUUUAGAGGAUACAGCAUAUCUUGUAGAAGUAUAUGAUAGUACUCGAAAAGGCCACAAUGCCGGUACAGUUUAUUGUAAAACCCAGGCUACAGAACGUACAGCAAAUUUUGUAUUACAUAACAAAAUGUUACGAGUUCUCUAUCCAGGAAAAUGUGGAUAUAAGUCAGUUAUACCAGGUACGACAAAAAAUUUGCGCGAAAGUACUAAUAAUGAAAAAGUCAAACAGUUUCACAGAAAGUUCUACAGGCCAGAAAACUUGACUAUAUUGAUAACGGGCAAAAUAAUUCACAGUCAUAUUUUUCAAGCGUUACUGUCUUUAGAACAGAAAAUAAUGUCGAAGAAAAGAAAUGAUAUAUUUGAGAGACCUUGGCAAAAUCCAAUUGAAUCAUUCAAGAAAAGCGCAGAAGUGGAAGUUAUUUUUCCAUCCGAGGACGCAAACUAUGGCGAAGUACAUGUUGCCUGGCGGGGACCGUCAGCAAUUACUCAAGUGUACGAAUAUACCACUUGUCAAGCACUUUUAGAAUAUAUCGCGGAAACAAACGAUAGUCCGUUAAGACUAUUCUUUGAUAAAUUUGCUGAUCAAUGUAGUAUUACGUGGUUUUCGUCUAAAUGGUCAGUUUCAUAUUUGAAGAUUAUUUUUGAAAACGUACCACUAAACCACAUUGAUUCGAUCACAAAAGAGUCUAUGUAUACAGUACUUAAAACGGUAUAUACCAAUGGUAUAAAUAUGAAAAUAAUGGAAAGUUUAAUUCGCAAAUCAUUGAUUAACUACCGAAAUGAAUUUGAACUAACUCCGCAUGAACCCAUCUCACACAUUCUUUUUCAUUAUUUAGUAUACGAGAAUAUUGAAAAUUUACAACAACGGUUACAGAAUAUUCUACGCGAAAAAGAAAACUUGUUAAACAAGCCUAAAGAACAUUUUUUAGAUCUACUUAAACAGUAUUUUAUCGAUGCACCGAUGGUUAUCGUGAAAGGCGAACCCAGUUUCGAAGAGUAUUAUAAGUUGCAAAAAAAAGAAAAACAUGUAACCGAGCAAAUCACAAAGUUCGGCCGCAAAAGUUUAAAGGAGAAAGACAAAGAGCUUCAACAAGCUAUCGAAAAAUUAAACAAAGGUGUGCUUAAAGAAGUAGGGGAAAAAAUGCUUAGACCUGGCAUAGAAACAAUCACUUUUCAUGACAUUCAGAGAUAUAACACGCAAACGCUCGAGCAACAUCCUAAGUUCGAUGUUAAAAGACUGCCAUUUUUUAUCUAUUUAGAUCAUGUCAAUACAAAUUUCUUUUAUUUACAAGUUAUUAUGGAUACUUCUUCUAUUAGUCUGGAAAAUAAACUUUAUAUUCUGUUGUUGGCGGAAGUACUUUUAGAAUCUCCCGUAAAUAGAGAAAAUCAACUGAUUUCUAACGAAGAACUAAAAGAUUUGUUAAUUGCUGAUAAUAUAGUAGUUCACUCUCCAUGUGGCAUUGAUUUUUCGCACGAAAUCGCUCAUACUCUGUCUUUAAUGAUUCGG